UUGAAUUUCCCCCUGGUCUCGGGGAAUCAAAUUACUCCUUCACCCGCUAGAGGGCGCUGCUGUGCCCAGCGCUUCAGCAACGCGCUUCUUCGCAGCUCUCAUGACAGCAGAGAACCAGGAAAGGGUUGACGAAUGUGUUGUUGUUUUGAGCUAAAACAGAUUGCAUGAGUGCAGUGCAACAGCAGAGGGAUGUUGCAGUGCGUUUGUCACCACUGACUUCUGCAUUGUGAGACUGACCGUAGUUUGACCGUAUAGGUCAGAUCAUGUCUGCAGCCUGUCCCCCGCAGUCUCCAGCUGUAGCUAAGACUGAAGUGCUGGUUGAGGACUGGUGUCCCGUGCUGGCUGCAACCUUCGCUUACUGGGACAACAUCCUGGGACCUCGUGUACGCCACAUCUGGGCGCCCAAAGGUCAAGGGUUGUCGCUGCUCAGUGAUGGAGAGGUCACGUUUCUGGCCAAUCAUACGCUGAACGGCGAGAUUUUGCGAAAUGCGGAGAGCGGCGCAGUGGAUGUGAAAUUCUUCGUCUUGGCGGAAAAGGGAGUCAUCAUCGUCUCACUGAUUUUUGAUGGAGAACUCAAGGGUGAUAAGAACACUUGCGCUCUGUCAAUCAUCCUGCCACAGUCAGAGCUCAGUUUCUACCUGCCACUGCACAGCGUGUGUGUGGAGAGACUCAAACACAUUAUCCGCAAGGGACGCAUCUGCAUGCAGAAGGGUUACAACAUAAUCUCUAUGUUGUCAUCUGAGAUUGUUCCCAUAAUGGAGCUUCUCACUUCCAUGAAGAAACACAGUGUACCAGAGGAGGUGGAUCUAAAGGACACUGUGCUCAACGAUGAUGAUAUUGGAGACAGCUGUCAUGAAGACUUUUUGCACAAGGCUAUCAGCUCUCAUCUUCAGACGUGUGGCUGCUCCAUGGUGGUUGGCAGCAAUCCUGAGAAAGUCAAUAAGAUCGUGCUCACGCUGUGUCUCUUCCUCACUCCUGCGGAGAGAAAGUGCUCUCGACUCUGUCACCCCGAUGGCUCGUUUAAAUAUGACACCGGUCUCUUUGUUCAGGGCCUCCUUAAGGACUCCACUGGCAGCUUUGUGUUACCCUACCGGCAGGUGCUCUACUCCCCGUACCCCACCACCCACAUCGACGUGGACAUUAACACAGUGAAGCAGAUGCCACCCUGCCACGAGCACACGUAUCAUCAGCGGCGCUACAUGCGCUCGGAGCUCAGUGCCCUUUGGAAGGCCGCCAGCGAGGAUGACAUCAGUUCAGACAACCUCAUCAAUGCCCAGGACUCCUUCACCCCAGACUUGAAUAUAUUUCAGGAUGUGAUGCACAAAGACACACUUGUGAAGUCCUUCAUAGAUGAGGUGUUUCUGUUGAAGCCAGGUCUUUCUCUGCGGAGUGUGUAUUUAUCCCACUUCCUUCUCCUGCUGCACAGGAAGGCCCUGACACUGCUCCGAUAUAUUGAGGAUGAUACGCAGAAGGGGAAGAAACCUUUCAGAUCUCUACGCAAUCUGAAAACUGAUUUAGACUUAACAAUGGAGGGGGAUUUGAAUAUCAUCAUGGCGAUGGCAGAGAAGCUGCGGGCAGGCCUUCACUCCUUCGUUUUUGGGAAGUCUUUCCUUACCAGCGUGCAGGAGCGUGACCUGCUCAUGAGCUUCUGACCUCUGAACCCCACACGAUCACACAACAGGAUGAUUUGGGAACUCUCGCGUCUUUGUGUUUAUUUUGAAUAUAUUUAUAUGUGCUUUUUGUUUGCAGCAUUCUGAACAAUACCCGCUGCUACUGAAAUGUCAGUUGGUGCAAUUUCCCUUUGAAGUAAUGAUAAUCAGCUUAGUGAUGCUGGUAAAUUCAUAUUUGUGUGAAAAAACUUCUUGAUGGUCCUAUGAGACACGUCUGUGACAUGUACAAAUGCUGUUUGCUAACUAACAUAACACAUACCUUCAUUCAUAACACAAGAAAUUGGUGAUGUGUAACAUGGCAAGGAACAAAAUUGCAGUAAUUUAAUCGCACUCUGUGUUCUAUUGACAUGACUUUCCUCUUGUUUAAAUUAAAGAAAGUAUGUUUUAAUUAAACUAACAUUUACUCUGUAA
This is a messenger RNA of Megalobrama amblycephala (Wuchang bream), 2081 nucleotides long. RefSeq names its product C9orf72-SMCR8 complex subunit (gene c9orf72). The transcript is spliced from 10 exons. Gene Ontology annotation, cellular component: autophagosome; endosome. Gene Ontology annotation, biological process: autophagy; endocytosis. The record is from RefSeq and is a predicted model, not a curated record. NCBI's taxonomy places the organism in Eukaryota, Metazoa, Chordata, Actinopteri, Cypriniformes, Xenocyprididae. Bases 264 to 1652 code for a protein of 462 amino acids. Gene Ontology annotation, molecular function: guanyl-nucleotide exchange factor activity.